AUGGCAGAGAACAGGGACUAUGGAUACCUGUGGAUCGAUCAGCUUUGUAUUGAUCAGGGCAACGUCUCGGAGCGAAGUCAGCAGGUGGAGAUGAUGGAGCACAUAUACUCCCAGGCCAGCGAAAUCUUGAUCUGGCUCGGUGAAAUCAAAAGUGAAACUAAGCCAGUGCACGGCUGUCAUCCAGAAUGGAAUACCUGUCGUACAUUCAUGAGAGUGCUGAAUGUCCGGUAUGAUGAAUUGAGCAGUGUUAUAGCGUCGAUAAGAAAAAUGACUGUGCAAGAUUCUCCCGAUCAACUCUUUGUCCAAGAAGUCACGCAAGAAAUUACAUCCGGGAACAGCAAUUUCUCAGACCAUCAUACAGUUUCAAAAGAUGAUCCGGGAGGCGAAUGCGGGUUAUCAUGUGUUUUGGUCCACGCCAAGCCAGAGGACCAAGCCCUCACACUGUUCCUCUCAUCACUCACACAUAUAUCUGAAAGACCCUACUGGAGUCGCCUGUGGAUAAUCCAAGAGAUAUUCCUAGCACCUACCGGUUCUCUUAUCACAGUUCUAUGGGGUGACCAUUGUGCCAAAUGGCCGAUGCUAUGUGAUAUGGUCAGUCUUGUCCAACUGCUUGACGAGGACCUCCGUCCGUAUGGCUUCAAGCUAGGGAGGUCAGGCUGUCACCUUGAGACUCUUGCCACGAUGUACAUGGAGAAUAGACGCUCACAGCGUACACCCUGGGACAAAUGGUCAUUCCACAAAGCUCUACAGAUAGUGGCAGGUAAUGCGUUCCAGUGUGCCGACGCAAGGGACCGAUUUUAUGGCCUCCAAGGUAUCGUACGGGACGAUGAACGCGUGCCAGUAGACUAUAGUCUUACGAUUGAGGAGGCCUUUGUCAAGUACUUCCCAGCUUAG
Molecule: messenger RNA, 894 nt
Organism: Pseudovirgaria hyperparasitica
Lineage: Eukaryota; Fungi; Ascomycota; Dothideomycetes; Acrospermales; Acrospermaceae
Exons: 2
Coding region: 1-894 (297 amino acids)
Source: RefSeq, a predicted model, not a curated record